Messenger RNA from Drosophila innubila, 2037 nucleotides. RefSeq lists its product as uncharacterized. The record is from RefSeq and is a predicted model, not a curated record. Bases 1 to 2037 code for a protein of 678 amino acids. The transcript is spliced from 3 exons. Gene Ontology annotation, molecular function: RNA polymerase II cis-regulatory region sequence-specific DNA binding; SMAD binding; DNA-binding transcription factor activity, RNA polymerase II-specific. Gene Ontology annotation, biological process: negative regulation of transcription by RNA polymerase II; negative regulation of BMP signaling pathway. NCBI's taxonomy places the organism in Eukaryota, Metazoa, Arthropoda, Insecta, Diptera, Drosophilidae. Gene Ontology annotation, cellular component: transcription regulator complex; nucleus.
AUGGAAAACAAUCAAAUACCCGUAACCCAAAAAUCAAAUCACGUUAGUUCAGUAUUGCUAUAUGGUAUACCAAUCGUAUCAUUGUACAUUGAGGGCCAGGAACGUCUGUGUUUGGCGCAAAUUUCAAAUACUCUUCUCAAGCAAUUCAGCUACAAUGAGAUUCACAAUCGACGAGUGGCAUUGGGCAUAACCUGUGUACAGUGCACACCCGUCCAGUUGGAAAUACUGAGAAGAGCCGGCGCAAUGCCGGUAAGUUCGCGUAGAUGCGGAAUGAUAACACGCCGUGAAGCUGAACGGCUGUGCAAGAGUUUCUUGGGUGAUAAUACACCCCCGCGAUUACCGGAUGAUUUUGCAUUCAACGUACAGCACAAAUGCGCUUGGGGAUGUCGAGGAUCAUUUCUACCAUCGCGCUAUAAUUCAUCUCGUGCCAAGUGCAUCAAGUGUUCCUAUUGUGGAAUGUUUUUCUCGCCCAAUAAAUUCAUAUUUCAUUCGCAUCGCUUGACCACCAACGAUAGAUAUAUUCAGCCGGAUGCGGCUAAUUUUAAUUCCUGGCGUCGUCAUAUGACACUCUGCGGACAUGAACAGGAGGAGAAGAUUGUUCAUGCUUGGGAGGAUGUGAAGGCAAUGUUUAAUGGUGGCACAAGAAAGCGACUUGUGAGCUGCAACAACAAUCGCAAUUCCCAGAACUCACCAGCAAUCACUGCAACAGCAACAACUAGAACAACAACAACGCCUUCAACAACUGGCUUGGUGGAAUCUUCCAUAGAAUGUGACAGUGAUGACAAAAGAUUAUCCCUCAGCGAGGAGACGAUGCCAUGUUCGAAAAGAUCGUUGGAUCAGCAAUAUAAUUACAGCACUGUUGCUGCCGCUGCAGCGGUUGUUGGUGUUACAGCAGUGGCAACAACUGUUGGUAUGCCCUUCAAUCUGCAUCAUCACCAUCAUCAUCAUCGUUCGACGGUUUUAUCUCCACUGCAAUCACUGCGAAAUGAGCAUGAUUUAUCUAUAAUGCCGCUUUCCAGAAACUUUGUCGUUGACUACACAAUGUGGCAGCAGCAACAACAUCAACAACACCAACAGCAACAGCAGCAACAACAGCAGCAGCAACAGCACCAUUCAAAAAAUAAAAACGAAUCCUGCCCGAUACCAUCAUGGAUCCGAUCGGAAAUAAAUGCAUCGCCAUUUAAUGCAAGUAUUAUAAAAAACGAAUCCCAACAUCCGUCGAAUUGUAGCACCGUUCUCAAGAAUGCUCGCAAAAUAACCGAAGCGGUCAUCAAUAAUAAUAACAACAACAACACAAGUGAUUUCUCUGAUUUCAAUAUACCAUCGAUAUUAAGCUCGUCGGCUUUUAAGCCUGUUGUCGCCUCGACAGCAAUCGUAUCGACUUCGCUAUACGCAGCACGCUCAAAUGAUUCGAGCAACAGCAAUAUCUACAUAAGUCCAACACAAUCCACGAGAACAACGACCGUAUUUACCAAUAAUACCGUACAACGAUUACCAUUUCAUAAUUCGGCAACGAGUGCAUUUUCCCCAAUAUUAGAAACUGAACUACCGGAUAAUAUUAAACCCAUCUCAUCUGAAGAUGUUGACGAUGAUGAUAAUGAUGAGGACGAUGAAGUUGUCGAUAUUGAAACCACGGAGGAUGAAAACCAAAUCGAAACAAUCAAUGAUGAUGUAGCCUUCAAUGUUGUAUGCUCCCAUUCUCCAGAUUAUAUAUCAUCUCUCAGUGCAGGACACUCCCAUUCCCUUUCCCAUUCUCAUUCGGGUAGUCCAAAUGUCGAUGUCGAUGGCGAUGGAUCGACUACAGAUGCUGAGGAUCAGUUCGAUUUAAAGGCUAAUAUUUGCUCAUAUGACAUUAACAUUAGUCGCUCCAAUAUAAAGCUAAAUCUAAAUCAUGAUAACGAUAAAAUUACAUCAAUUGCCAUUAAUGAUGAAGACGAGUUACGCACAAAUUAUUUUAAACAUAGUAAUGAGUUCUCUUCGUCAACGCCACCACCGACAACCCAGUCCCAAUCCGCCAAGACAAUUCUAUUGCUGUGA